UCAGCGAGCGGCGGCGCCUUCACCCCUGCGAUCUACCCCAACGGAGACCAUCUGAAGAGAGGACCAUGACUGCAGCCCUGGCCGGUCUCCUGGUUGAACUCUCCUGAUCGCUUUUCCAUCACUUUUGCAUCGAAGCACCAGCUUGUCCCCUGCACCGUCCUGCACACCCAGACCCCUGCAUUUGUUUUCGUUAGGUAGACUUGGUGACAAUGACCGGAGUGUUUGACAGCUUAGUGUCAGACAUGCAUUCAAACCAAAUGACCUCCAGCAGUUAUCACGGGCUCCACAAAUCGCAGGAAUCCCCCACUCUGCCAGUGUCCACGGCUACCGACAGCAGCUAUUACACCAACCAGCAGCAACACUGCGGAGGGGGGUCCCCUUAUGGACAGCUGGGAUCUUACCAGUUCCACGCCACUGGCAUCAACGGGAUCUCUUACUCUGCCAAAUCCUAUGAUCUGACAUAUAAUGGUUCUUACAGCACAUAUGGACCCUAUGGAACAAGCCCAUCCCCUACACACAAUGACCCAGAGAAGGAAGAGGGUGAGCCAGAAGUCAGGAUAGUGAAUGGCAAACCAAAGAAAGUCCGGAAGCCCAGAACCAUCUACUCCAGCUUCCAGCUGGCUGCCCUGCAGAGGCGAUUCCAGAAAACCCAGUACCUGGCCCUGCCCGAGAGGGCCGAGCUGGCCGCAUCCCUGGGCCUGACCCAGACACAGGUGAAAAUCUGGUUUCAGAACCGGAGGUCGAAGUUUAAGAAGAUGUGGAAAAGCGGCGAGUUACCGACCGAUCAGAACCCGGUAGGCAGCGAGUCUCCGACGUGUAACUCGCCCUCCUCCUCCGCAGUGAGCUGGGACUUUGCAUCACACCAGAGGCUGCAGGGAUCGGGGUCUCUCCAGCCCCCCAACUCCGGAUCCAGCCCCAGCCCAUUCCUGGGCAACUACUCCUGGUAUCAGACCUCCAACCCAGCCUCACACCUCCAGUCUAACCCAUUAUUACAGCAGCAACAGCAUCACCUCCACCACCACAGCACUGCGGUCACUGCUGGGACUAUCUUCUGAAUCCCGUGUAAAGGGAUCACAUGAACUGAUAAGCAACAGGUUGGAAAACUAAUGACCUCUUUACUGGGAGAUCUGCUUUCUGUGUCACUGAUCACAGGGAGAGCUGGGAGGGGGCAGCCGCAGGUUCACAAGUCACACGGGUGAUAUGAUCAUUUUACCCCACUGACACUCCAUGAAAAAAAAAAA
This is a messenger RNA of Spea bombifrons (plains spadefoot toad), 1241 nucleotides long. RefSeq names its product distal-less homeobox 2 (gene DLX2). The transcript is spliced from 3 exons. NCBI's taxonomy places the organism in Eukaryota, Metazoa, Chordata, Amphibia, Anura, Pelobatidae. The record is from RefSeq and is a predicted model, not a curated record. Gene Ontology annotation, molecular function: DNA-binding transcription factor activity, RNA polymerase II-specific; RNA polymerase II cis-regulatory region sequence-specific DNA binding. Gene Ontology annotation, biological process: cell differentiation; embryo development; negative regulation of transcription by RNA polymerase II. The coding region runs from base 210 to 1055 and encodes 281 amino acids.